AUGUGUACAGAAUUAUUAAACGAAGCGCUGUUGGAAGUUGAAGAUGACGAUGCAAAAUCCAUCAAAGAUCUCGCUGAUUAUUGCCGCCUUCAAAACGAUAUAUCUGAAGGUCAAAUUAAACAAGUCGAAAGUGAAUAUCGUAAUCAUACACCAAUAUGGUGGUAUACAGCUGAGACUUUUAUAUACUCCAUGCAUAAUCGCGGUCUUCGAGUCCUGGAUGUCGACAUCAUUCUAAAAAUGGGAUUUUUUAUUCGUCAUUUACAUAACCAUAUUCAAGAAUUACAUCGCGAACAACAACGUAGCAGCGUGCUAAAAAAAUUUCAAGUUUUUCGUGGACAAGGUUUGUCCGUGGCAGACUUUGAAAAAAUGAAAAAAACCAAAGGAGGACUUAUGUUCUUCAAUAAUUUCUUGGCAACAAGUCGCAAUCGUGAGAUUUCACUGGAAAACUUUGCACGGCCAGCUAUACGAAAUCCCACUUCAGUUGGUAUUCUCUUCGUUAUGAACAUUGACACGGCUAUUUAUACAAAUUCAUCGACACCUUUUGCCGAACGUCUACUUUGUGAACAAACUGAAGAUUUAGGAGAUUAA
Rotaria sp. Silwood1 is the source of this 588-nucleotide messenger RNA. The record is from the annotation of a GenBank genome assembly. Lineage: Eukaryota; Metazoa; Rotifera; Eurotatoria; Philodinida; Philodinidae.